AUGGCCGGGUCCAAGUGGAAAGUCGCUGCUGCGGCGAUCUUAGCAUUUGCUCUUGCGGUUGAAGGGUGCAAUAAGUGCGAGAAAGAACAUGCCGACCACAAUGUCAUCACAGUCGUUGUUCACGCAUCCUGCGGUAUUCCAUCGAAGACUACAACCUUGUACCCACCACCAACGCCUCCCUCUGUCACCGAUGUUCCUCCUUGUGGAAGGGAAUGUGUCACGCCGGGACAGUAUGGUGGCUGUGCAGAGGGCGAUGUGAAGUGUAUUUGCAAGAACAAAAGCUACCUUGAGGGACUGAGUACUUGUGUCGCGAGGAAGUGUACUGGACGAGGCGAUUGCCAGAGUGUUAUCGACUUUGCGACCAAAGUCUGCGGCAGUGUGGGCGUUUUCGAUCUACCGAAGCCUUCGUGUGCUCCUCCUCCACCUUCUUACACGGACGUGCCUUCUUGCGCGCAGAGGUGUGUUGUUCAGGGUUCGUAUGGAGGUUGCGCUGAAGGCGAUGUGGCUUGCAUCUGUCGCAACACGCCUUACCUGCAAGACUUGACGGGCUGCGUGUCAAGGGAAUGUACUGGAACGAGCUGCCAAGGUGUCGUCGAUUUCGCAAAGAAUGUCUGUGGCAGUGUUGGCGUUACCAGCCUGCCUAUACCUUCUUGUGCCGCAACCACCACCGCGCGUCCACCUACGGUCACGGAUGUGCCCAACUGCGCCCAACGAUGCGUCACCCAAGGACAGUACGGGGGCUGCGCAGAAGGUGAUGUCGGCUGUAUCUGUCGAAACACGGCUUACCUCAAUGGCCUCACGGACUGCGUUAGCCAGAACUGCAACUCGACUGGAUGCUCUGAUGUCGUCAACUUCGCGAGCAGCGUUUGCGGAAGCGUUGGUGUUACCAGCUUGCCAAUGCCGUCCUGCGCUGCAAGCACAUCUUCAGCUCGCCCGCCUACGGUUACGGAUGUUCCAUCUUGUGCCCAGAUCUGCGUUACAGCCGGCUCGUAUGGCGGAUGUGCCGAAGGCGAUGUCAACUGCAUUUGCAGGAACACUGCAUACCUCGAUGGACUGACGAACUGUGUCAGCCAAAACUGCAAUGCGACUGGCUGUGCUGAGGUGGCUUCGUUCGCUGGAAACCUCUGCAGCAGUGUUGGUGUGACGAGCUUGCCUAUGCCAUCUUCUUGUGGUAUUCCGCCUGUCACCUAUACGACGACUCAGCAGACGGUCGUGGUCACUACAGCUUCGGGCCAGACUGUGACAACGACGCAACAGACUGUUAUCGUCACCACGGCUCCGGGACAGACGGUGACCCUGACUGCUCCUACAACCGUUGUUCCUCCGGCUGAGACUGUCACGGCAAGCACAGCAGUCACUGUCACUGUCAUCUCGACAGCUCCAGCGAGUACGGUCAGCGUGACUGAGACCUACAGCGCUACCACGACCCAGCAGGGACCGACUGAGACGGCGACUACGAUCUACGUCUCCACUGUUCAGACCACGGUUGAGCGCACUGUCACUCUUCCGGCAAGCUCUUACACUACUACCAUUGUUGAAAGUGGAACUACUUACACGCAAGUCACCACCGCACCAGGCAGCACGAUCGUUGAGACUACCGUAGCUUACGUCCCGACGACUGUCUACUCCAUUGGCACUAAUACUCAGACUGCGACUUUGCAGCGGACUGUGACCUCUACUGCUCCAGGCGGAACGGUCACGGCAACGCAACAGGUGACUUCCGUACGAGUCAGCACAGCUCCAGCCUCAACAAUCGUUACCACACUCCGCUCAACAAUCGUGUCCACGGCUCCAGCUCAAACAGUCGUCUCAACCUUCGUUUCGACCUACCGCUCAACGAUAAUCUCCACCGCACCAGCCCAAACAAUCGUCUCCACCGCACCAGGCCAAACCAUCGUAACAACCCGCGUCUCAACAGCCCCCGCCCAAACCAUCGUCUCAACCUUCGUCAGCACCUACCGCAGCACCAUAAUCUCCACCGCCUCCCCCAUAACCACAACCUACAGCGUAACCCGCACAAUCCCCGCUUCAACAGUCACAGUCACCAGCACCACAACUCCUCCAGCUGUGACUGUAACAGUCAGCACGAGUAUCGUGCAAACUACGACGCAGAGGACGAGUGUGGUUCAGACUACGACUUAUAGGACUACGGUUUCGCCGCCGGGUGCUCCGCCGGGGUAUGUUGGGCCUACGACUACGACUACUACUACUACGACGACGAGGAGGACGACUACGUCGACUGCGCAGAAUCCACCGGGGUAUACGCCGCCUGCGCCGCCACCGCCGGGGUAUACUCCGUGA
This is a messenger RNA of Cercospora beticola, 2301 nucleotides long. RefSeq lists its product as uncharacterized. The record is from RefSeq and is a predicted model, not a curated record. NCBI's taxonomy places the organism in Eukaryota, Fungi, Ascomycota, Dothideomycetes, Mycosphaerellales, Mycosphaerellaceae.